AUGUGGUUUGUGAAGAAAUGUUCUCAGGACAUGUUUAUCAAGAUGGUCUCGGAGAAUGGAGAAUGCUUGCCGGCGCGGGUGUCCGGGUGGCCCCGCAUCCCCGUCCGACCCCUGAUCUCGGGGACACCAGACCCCCGGUCCCCGCCCGGCCCGGGCGCCCCUCCUGCUCUGGACGUGCGGUCGGUCUCCUGGGAACCGAGUUUGGAGUUCCCUGGGUGCACCUGUGUCUCGGCGUCCAGGAGGAGACGCAGUCGGCAGCAGACAGACGCCGCCGUCCUCCCGGGCCUGGAGCGGGUGCAUCCAAUGUGGACGUCCCAGGGGCGGGGCCGGGAGGAAGCCACGCCCGUCAGCACGUGUGCUCCCGCCACUGUCACUCAGCCAUCCAGAGGUGGGGCUUCCUGCAGCAUUGCCCAGUCAGCGGCGUCGGGGCGGGAAUCGAGCGCACUGUCCAAUCAGGAAGCGGGGGCGGGACGACAUUUUCUAAACCCGUCCAGACGUCGCCGCUCUGGGCGUACGGCGCUUGAAACUGUAUUAUCUAUCCGCGCGACUCCGGAAGUCCUUGUUCCGGUGGACGGGACGCGGGGAGAUCUGCAGAAGCCGGACAUGGACUCAGUGGUCUUUGAGGAUGUGGCUGUGAACUUCAGCCGGGCAGAAUGGGCUUUGCUGAGUGCUUCUCAGAGGAAUCUCUACAAAGAUGUGAUGCUGGAAACCUUCUGGAACUUGGCCUCAGUAGAUUGGUGUAUUCAAGUUAAAACCACUGGAUCAAGUCCUCAGCAGGAUCUAUUUGGGAGUGAAAUCUCCAAUGAUGAGAAAAGAAAAAAAUUUAUGCAAAAGGAUUCUUCGUCUGAUCUGGAAAAAAAAGGCAAACUCCAUAACAUUGAAGAUCAGCCCCAAAUCCAGAAGAAGCAUUUGAGGUUCAUCCAUGUUGUGGCAUUCAUGAGGACUUCAUUUCUCUUUAAUGAUUGA
Trichechus manatus latirostris (Florida manatee) is the source of this 966-nucleotide messenger RNA. RefSeq lists its product as uncharacterized. Lineage: Eukaryota; Metazoa; Chordata; Mammalia; Sirenia; Trichechidae. Gene Ontology annotation, biological process: regulation of DNA-templated transcription. The transcript has 6 exons. Bases 1 to 966 code for a protein of 321 amino acids. The record is from RefSeq and is a predicted model, not a curated record.